Molecule: messenger RNA, 506 nt
Organism: Coregonus sp. 'balchen'
Lineage: Eukaryota; Metazoa; Chordata; Actinopteri; Salmoniformes; Salmonidae
Source: the annotation of a GenBank genome assembly
AUGAGACUAUCCUGGUUCAGGGUGAUGAUGAUUGUCUGUGCCAACCCUGACAGCUGGCCUGUGCUGGACUAUACUGACUAUGGCUGCUACUGUGGGAAGGGCAGCUCGGCACACCUGUGGAUGCACUGGACAGGUACGCAGUCAUGGAGUGGAGGCUGGGGGGCAUGGGUAACGAAACACCAGGCAAGAAUCUGAGAGGAGGAUAAGUGUGAGUCUGGGAACACUGUGUAGGUGGAUGGGCGAGUUAUACAGUGUAGGGGGAGGGGGGGCUAUAUAUAGUAGCUUUAUCGUGAAGUCAAUUAGCUAUGCUAAGUCAGACAUACUUGUAUUGAAACAGAUGCCACCUGUGUUCCAAUUGCUGUCAGAUUCAUGAUCAGUGCUACUCUGAUGCCAUCCAGCAUGAGGAUUGCUGGACCAUCUUUGACAACCCUUACACUGAAAUAUACAGCUACAAGUGCGAUAGAGCUUCUAAGACUGUCUCCUGCAAAGAUGAGUGUUCAGCAUAA